CACCAUCACCCAGCACUGGCUUCAGGGCUGCUCAGCGGGGCUCAGCCUGGGGCUCUCCAGAGGACAAACCCCAACUUUCGCCCGGAGCAGGGAGAGGAAGGCCCUGGGGCAGGGAGAGAAAAUCCCCCUUGGGGGAAAAGUAAGCAAGGAAGACAUCCAGCUUGAGUGCCUGGCAGCGGAAAGGCACUCACAGCCAGGGGAGAGGGGAGCCUGAACUUCUCUCUGCCAGAAGAGAGGGCUCCAUACUCAGGCGAAAAGUAAAGUUGAGCCACAGGAGAGCAUUUGCUGGGUUGAGGCUUAGGGAAGAAAAGCUCCUUGCCCUCGCCCUCCCUGCCCACAGAAAGCGCCCUGCUCCCUUCACCCUAGAGGAGACCCCCCUGGCACCAUGAACGUCUUCCGCAUCCUGGGGGACGUCUCCCACUUACUGGCCAUCAUUAUUCUCCUGCUGAAGAUCCUGAAGUCCAAGUCCUGCGCCGGUAUCUCUGGGAAGAGUCAGAUUCUUUUCACCCUCGUCUUCACAACCCGCUAUCUGGACCUGUUCACGACCUUCAUCUCUGUCUACAACACUGUGAUGAAGGUAAUUUUUUUGAUAUGUGCCUACAUCACCGUGUACAUGAUCUACGUGAAAUUCCGGAAAACGUUUGACAGUGAGAAUGACUCCUUUCGCCUUGAGUUCCUACUAGUCCCUGUCACAGGCCUGUCAUUUCUGGAGAACCACAGCUUCACCCCCUUGGAGAUACUCUGGACCUUCUCCAUCUACCUGGAGUCCGUGGCUAUCCUUCCUCAGCUCUUCAUGAUCAGCAAGACAGGAGAAGCAGAGACCAUCACAACGCACUACCUUUUCUUCCUGGGCCUCUACCGUGCUCUCUACAUUGCCAACUGGGUCUGGCGCUACUACACAGAGAAUUUCUAUGACCAGAUCGCUGUAGUUUCUGGGGUAGUACAAACCAUCUUCUACUGUGACUUCUUCUAUCUCUAUGUUACCAAAGUUCUAAAAGGAAAGAAGCUAAGUCUUCCCAUGCCUGUUUGAAGACAUUUCCACAGACAACCCAAGAAAUUCUGAAGAUGAAGCUCUUAAGAUCACAGCUUUCCUUUCCUGGCCCUUUUCAACUAAUGGAUGGCUCAGCUGAGUUUCACUCCAUUGGCAGGAAGAUGAUGAGGCCUGGAAAGCUGAUAUGCUUUUCAUCCAUAUGAGACUUUCCCUUUUUUUUAUAUAUUUUUUUUUCUUACUUGAAUUUGGUGCUAGUAAGUAGUGCUGGCCAAUACUGAAGUAGUGCAAAUUAUUCUCUCCCAGCUCUUCCCAGCACCUACCUCCAAAACACACCUCCUACCUUGAUUCCUGAGGCAGCACAAGGAGUCUAAGGGAAAUGUCACUACCUUUAGUCCUUCAGUCCUUUAAGCCUAUAGUAUAAAGGAAACAUGGUUGGAUACAACAUAUACAAAGGCCACUGACCCAUUUUACACAUGGCCACAUCUGACACAGCAGAUG
Athene cunicularia (burrowing owl) is the source of this 1489-nucleotide messenger RNA. RefSeq names its product KDEL endoplasmic reticulum protein retention receptor 3 (gene KDELR3). The record is from RefSeq and is a predicted model, not a curated record. Gene Ontology annotation, biological process: endoplasmic reticulum to Golgi vesicle-mediated transport; protein retention in ER lumen. Gene Ontology annotation, molecular function: ER lumen protein retrieval receptor activity. Lineage: Eukaryota; Metazoa; Chordata; Aves; Strigiformes; Strigidae. Bases 386 to 1030 code for a protein of 214 amino acids. The transcript has 5 exons. Gene Ontology annotation, cellular component: cis-Golgi network; endoplasmic reticulum; membrane.